AUGGCGGAGGUAUUCGGCGUUGUCCUGAAGAAGCUGUGGGACGAAGUCCAGGACGUGCCCAACGAGAUCUCUCAGCUCGUCCGGCAGCUGGAAGUUGUCAGACCCGUGCUCGCCGAGAUGGAGUCCGAGUUCACGCAGCAGACGCACAAGGUGUACCACAACAGCGCGGCGAACCUCAGCAUGGAGUACUGCCAGCAGGCCGUGGCGGAGCUCGACGCGUUGGCCGAAGAUUUGCGGUCGCGGAUCGAAGCGGCGAAGAGGUCUAGGAGAAAUAUCACGAAGCUGAAGGUCACCUUCAAGAAGGAGCAGAUUCGCGGCUAUCAAGAGAAGAUACAAUUUGCUUUGCAGCUUCUGUCCCUCUCGCAGCAGACUUACACAAUUUCUGUGGUCAAAUCUCGAUUCCUGACAUUCCCGGAUCCAGCCCCCCAAGCACGCGUCCAGCUUCCGAGGUGGGUAUCAGAGACAUUCUGGGAUUUUCAGGCCUACAGAGCGUGCACGGGAUGGAAAGUUUCGCUCAAGCCCUGGACAGUGAGACCCAGAAGCGACCCGAUUUUCAAUUAUAUCGUCGAAGGCUCUCUGGAUGAUGUUAUGAAAGCCUUGAAGAGUAACAGAGCUUCUCUACAGGAUGUUGAUGAGUAUGGAUCGACAUUGUUGCACGUACGUACUUUAACAAUCAAACCCCUUGAAUCAGGAAUCAGCUGA
Messenger RNA from Colletotrichum navitas, 702 nucleotides. RefSeq lists its product as uncharacterized. The coding region runs from base 1 to 702 and encodes 233 amino acids. The transcript has 4 exons. NCBI's taxonomy places the organism in Eukaryota, Fungi, Ascomycota, Sordariomycetes, Glomerellales, Glomerellaceae. The record is from RefSeq and is a predicted model, not a curated record.